AUGCAAGCGGGGGUUUGCGAUUUUAUGGGUCUAAAGAAACUCAAACAAAAAUAUGACCUCGUUAAACGCGCUCUUCAGGAAAGCGGCAAACAGCCGGCACUGCUCGCUAAAGUGGAAGAGAAGGAGAAAAUCGUUUCUGCACGACUUGUUGCGGUCUCCUGUCUUGUAGACAAACGGGCGUUGAAGACCAUUGCAAAGUAUCUAAGGCUGACAAUCGAGGACAUCGGCAAGCCAAAUGCAGACAAAGCAGAGCUUGAAAAAAAUGUGAAGAGAGUGCUGGCGUAUGAAGCGG
This is a messenger RNA of Eimeria acervulina, 292 nucleotides long. RefSeq lists its product as hypothetical. The annotation marks the transcript as partial. Lineage: Eukaryota; Apicomplexa; Conoidasida; Eucoccidiorida; Eimeriidae. The transcript is spliced from 6 exons. The record is from RefSeq and is a predicted model, not a curated record.